UGGGGGCGCGGUGCACCCGCCGGGCCUCCUCUGUGCCCUCGUGAGGCGCGAGUUAUGGAGACGCCCAGCUGCAUUCAGGAUGAGCCUUUCCCGCACCCCUUGGAGCCCGAGGCGGGCGCGCCAGCGCAACCGGGCCCGGGGAAGCAGGGAGAGAAGCAGUUCCGGCUGUGGUACGUGGGAGGGUCGUGUCUGGACCACAGGACCACGCUGCCCAUGCUGCCUUGGCUCAUGGCUGAGAUCCGCCGGCGCAGCCAGAAGCCUGAGGCGGGCGGCUGCGGGGCGCCUGCGGCGCGCGAAGUGCUACUGGUGCUCGGCGCGCCCUUUCUGCGCUGCGUCCCCGCGCCCGGGGCCGGUGCGGCUGGAGGCGCGGGCCCCACCACUAUGCAGCCUAACCCUGCAGUGUUUAUCUUCGAGCAUAAGGCGCAGCACAUCGCACGCUUCAUCCACAACAGCCACGACCUCACCUAUUUUGCCUACCUGAUCAAGGCGCAACCCGACGACCCCGAGUCGCAGAUGGCUUGCCAUGUUUUCCGUGCCACAGACCCUAAUCAGGUCCCUGAUGUUAUCAGCAGUAUAAGGCAAUUAUCCAAAGCCGCCAUGAAGGAGGAUGCCAAACCCAGCAAGGACAAUGAAGAUGCCUUUUACAACUCUCAGAAGUUUGAGGUCCUGUACUGUGGGAAGGUGAUUGUGACCCACAAGAAGGCACCAUCCAGUCUCAUUGAUGACUGCAUCGAAAAGUUCAGCCUGCAUGAGCAGCAGCGCCUGAGGCUACAGGCUGACCCCAGCCAGGACCUGGUAGCUCCAGAGGCCGAAGUGCCCCGGGUCCCCAGAGACACCCUGCAAGAGGAAGCUGAAGAUGACAUGGACACCCACCCUGGACUGCCCGCUGCACCCAGUCAGCCUACACAGCCCAGCUCUCGGCUUUGCUUCCCUGAGCGGAUUUUGGAAGAUUCUGGCUUCGACGAACAGCAGGAGUUUCGGUCUCGAUGCAGUAGUGUUACCGGAGUCCUGCAAAAGAAAGUUCAUGAGAGCAGCCAAAUAGCACAGCCGCGCAGGAGGCAUGCAAGUGCGCCCAGCCAUGUGCAGCCCUCGGAUUCCCAGAAAAACAGAACGAUGCUGUUCCAGGUUGGACGAUUUGAGAUUAACCUUAUCAGUCCAGACACUAAAUCAGUUGUUCUAGAAAAGAAUUUUAAAGACAUCUCUUCUUGUUCUCAGGGUAUAAAGCACGUUGAUCACUUUGGCUUUAUCUGUCGGGAGUCUGUGGAACCGGGGCUGAGCCAGUAUAUCUGCUAUGUGUUCCAGUGUGCCAGUGAAUCUCUGGUCGAUGAGGUCAUGCUGACUCUGAAACAGGCUUUCAGUACUGCUGCUGCCCUGCAGAGCGCCAAGACUCAGAUUAAACUGUGUGAGGCCUGUCCAAUGCACUCUCUGCACAAGCUCUGUGAGAGGAUCGAAGGUCUGUAUCCUCCAAGAGCCAAGCUGGUGAUCCAGAGGCACCUGUCAUCGCUGUUGGACAAUGAGCAAGCUGACAUCUUUGAACGAGUUCAGAAAAUGAAGCCGGUCAGUGACCAAGAAGAAAAUGAACUUGUGAUUUUACACUUGAGGCAGCUGUGUGAAGCCAAGCAGAAAACACACACGCACAUUGGAGAAGGCCCAUCGACUUUUUCAAACAGCACAGUCCCAGAAAAUGCAACAAGCAGUGGAAGAUUUAAACUUGACAUCUUGAAAAACAAAGCUAAAAGGUCCCUAACUAGCUCCCUGGAAAAUAUCUUCUCAAGGGGAGCUAACCGGAUGAGAGGUCGUCUGGGCAGUGUGGACGGCUUUGAAAGGACCAACAGUCUGGCCUCAGAAAAGGACUACUCGCCAGGGGACUCUCCUCCAGGGACUCCGCCAGCCUCCCCCUUGUCGUCAGCGUGGCACUCGUUCCCAGAGGAGGACUCAGACUCCCCGCAGUUCCGGAGAAGGGCGCACACCUUCAGCCACCCACCCUCAAGUACAAAGAGAAAACUCAACUUGCAGGACGGGAGGGCGCCUGGCGUGCGCUCCCCACUGCUCAGACAGGGCUCCAGCGAGCAGUGCAGCAUUCUUCCGUCAGUUCGACGCAUGCACAAGGAGAGUAAUUCUUCCUCCAGUCUUCCAAGUCUUCACACUUCCUUCUCUGCCCCUUCCUUCACUGCCCCCUCUUUCCUGAAAAGCUUUUACCAGAACUCAGGUAGACUGUCCCCACAGUAUGAAAAUGAAAUCAGACAGGACACUGCUUCAGAAUCAAGUGAUGGAGAAGGGAGAAAAAGGACUUCGUCUACUUGCAGCAAUGAGUCCCUAAAUGCUGGAGGAACGCCUGUCACUCCUCGCCGGAUCUCGUGGCGGCAGCGCAUCUUCCUGCGCGUUGCUUCGCCCAUACACAGAUCUCCCUCAGCAAUGCAACAGCAAGAUGGGCUGGACAGGAACGAGCUGCUGCCACUGUCCCCUCUCACUCCCACCAUGGAGGAGGACCCGCUGGUAAUUUUCCUGUCUGGCGAGGAGGACCCAGAGAAGGGUGAAGAGAAAAAGAAGUCCAAAGAGUUUAAGAGCUUGUGGAAAAAGGCUAUACACCAACAAAUCUUGCUGCUGCGGAUGGAAAAAGAAAACCAGAAACUGGAAGGUGCCAGAAGAGAUGAGCUUCAGUCCAGAAAAGUUAAAUUGGACUAUGAAGAAGUUGGUUGUUGUCAGAAGGACCUCUUAAUAGCCUGGGAUAAGAAGUUGUUAAACUGCAGAACGAAACUCAGAAGUGACAUGGAGGACAUUCACACUUCACUCAAAGAAGGCGUCCCCAAGAGUCGACGAGGAGAGAUUUGGCAGUUCUUAGCUUUACAGUACCGUUUAAGACAUAGAUUGCCCAAUAAGCAGCAGCCCCCAGACACAUCCUAUAAGGAACUUUUAAAGCAGCUCACUGCUCAACAACACGCCAUUCUUGUGGAUUUAGGAAGGACAUUUCCGACUCAUCCUUACUUUUCCGUGCAGCUUGGGUCUGGGCAGCUGUCCCUCUUUAACCUCCUCAAAGCCUAUUCUUUGCUGGACAAGGAAGUGGGCUACUGUCAGGGCAUCAGCUUCGUGGCUGGAGUCCUGCUUCUGCACAUGAGUGAGGAGCAAGCCUUCGAGAUGCUCAAGUUCCUCAUGUACGACCUUGGCUUUCGCAAGCAGUAUAGACCCGACAUGAUGUCGCUGCAGAUUGAAAUGUACCAGCUCUCCAGGCUCCUUCAUGACUAUCACAGAGAUCUCUACAAUCAUUUGGAGGAGAAUGAGAUCAGCCCCAGCCUUUAUGCUGCCCCCUGGUUCCUCACACUGUUCGCCUCUCAGUUUCCUCUAGGAUUUGUAGCCAGAGUUUUCGAUAUAAUUUUUCUUCAGGGAACUGAAGUUAUAUUUAAAGUGGCGCUCAGCCUGCUGAGUAGCCAGGAAGCACUUAUAAUGGAAUGUGAAAGCUUUGAGAAUAUUGUGGAAUUCCUUAAAACCACACUUCCAGAUAUGAAUACCUCUGAAAUGGAAAAGAUCAUUACCCAGGUGUUUGAGAUGGAUAUUUCUAAACAGUUACAUGCCUAUGAGGUGGAAUAUCACGUGCUACAGGAUGAACUGCAAGAGUCUUCCUAUGCCUGCGAGGACAGCGAACCUCUGGAGAAGCUAGAGAAGGCCAAUAGCCAACUGAAAAGACAAAACAUGGACCUCCUAGAGAAACUACAGGUGGCUCAUGCGAAAAUCCAGGCCUUGGAAUCCAACCUGGAAAAUCUUUUGAACCGAGAGACCAAAAUGAAGACAUUAAUCCGGACUCUGGAGCAGGAGAAGAUGGCUUAUCAAAAGACAGUGGAGCAUAUCCGAAAACUUGUGCCAGCAGAUGCUCUAGCUAACUGCGAAGCACUGCUUAGAGACCUCAACUGCAGCCCCAACAGCAAAGCCAAGUCAGGAAACAAGCCAUAACUGCAGAUACCCAGCAGCAAGUGCUCCUUAGCUUGCUACGGAGAGGAAGAGCCUGUGUGAUGCCAGCCCACAUUGAGGGACCCACCUCCUGCUGGUCCUAAGUCAGCAGGUGCAUCUUGCUCUCCUUGGAGCUUGCCACCCCUAAGCCAUCAUAGAUUUGUAAACUGGGGUUUUCUCUUGUUGAUGACUGUACACACACAUACACACGCACAUAUAUGUAAAAUGGAAAAAAAGAGUUCAUGCUUUCAGGUCAAAUGAGUAAUGUGUAUCUAGUAUAGUUUUUGUGUCAGAACCUCAUGAAAUCCACACCAAAGGAAGUUGAAGUGUGAAAUCUCUCUUGGACCUAUGUGCACUCUUUUUGUCUUUGUAAUGAAACAAAGCUUGAUUAUCUUUGUAUAUUGAAAUAUACUUGAAAAAAUGAAUGUAUUUUUUUGCCUCCAAAGAAAAGCAUGUUUCCCUCAAUGAUGGAAAGGUAGAAACAUUUAUGUGACUUUCUGUGCAUCUGUCUUAAAAUUGGCUGACAUUGUCUAUUGGAGGAGAAUGACUGAUUGCUAAUCAGGCUCCGGUGGAUUUUAGGGGAGGGUGGGCGAUCUUUCUGCCCCACCUGCUUUGUGCCAACUAGCAUGUCACUUCUACAAGCAGUGGGAGUCCUGUUAGACCUUACUUUUGAGCUUUGUAAGAAGGUAGAACAUUGUACCUGAGCCUACCCAGGACAAAAAAAAAGGAGAUUGUUGUUAACUUUCUGGAAAAUCAGUCUAGCAUUAGUAACUCAAACUAGAAGUAUCAGGCCUCAAAAAUAGAAGUGAGUGCUUACCUUGUCAGCAUUAGCUGUCUAUAUUUUAUCUAAAAUGACUCCUGUAGUCACGCACUGACUUCCAUCAGUUCCACAGUCACACGGUGACAGGGAUUUGUCAUUCCCCAUUAAAUUGUGAGUGCUUUUACUUUCAUUUUCUCUACCUUAAAUUUAGAAGAAAAGCAGUCACAGUUGCUCUUCCAAAGUUGAUAUGUGCUCGUUUAGGAACAAGCUGUUGAAAUUGGUGGGAAGGAGAAAGGCUUAUGGUACCAGUCCAACAAAUGCUACAAUCCCGCGUUGGGAUUCCCAGGGUCUUCAACCCUCCAAUGGCUUUUUAGAGGCCAUUCAUCCGAGGUGAAUGUUUGGAAUCCACCUGAUUUUCAAAGCACACAUGUAGCAUACAGCUUUCCAUCUCAGAGGCGACUCUGUGAUAGUGCCUCUGAAAGUUAGUGUGUCAGUUUUGCUUUCCCAAGCAGUUUCUAUUCUCUGUGCUUUUCACAUUACUUACUUUUUCGCAAAGGGAUGACUUGGGAUAAUUUUUUUUCAAAGGCAGUUCAUUCUGUAGAAGCUGAAUUGUAUGAAGAAGUAGAAGAAUAAAGCUGCCGAGGAGUCAGAGAAUCCUAAUGAGCAGGUGACAUGCUCUGUCUGCACUGACCCAGCUGGAAUGCAAAGGGCUCUCACCACAGAGCAGCAUGCUCUUGCAUCCAAGCAGUGUCUUACAGGAUAGUGAGGUCUUAUCAGUAGAGUUAAUAUUGUUAAUUUCUAGGAAAUGCUGAUUCUAGGCACCCCAAUCAGUUGGGGGCCAUCAACUGAUUUGUUGCUUGGAAGAGUUUUUUCCUGGGAGGAAUAUGAAUAUCUUCUUAAUGACAGGUGAUGAAAACUGCCUGAUGGGAGUUAUACACAGAUAACAGUCAAGGAGUUGUCCAGUUGUGGGAAGAAACUUCUUUCUCUUGUUUAGUUCUAAGUGAUCUUUAUUCUGGAUGUUUAGAGUCAAAAUUAUUGGUUACAUUGUUCAAAGAUUAAGGUAACAUGGAUACGAUAUUUCUUUUAAAAACACAUUUUCUUUUUCCUUGGUGAUUUUGUAGACGUUGUAUCAGUUGUACUUCAUGUGUUGUUACAUCUUCAUCAGGAUGUCAAGUCUAGGUCAUUUCCAAUAAAUUUUGCUGCAGUU
Molecule: messenger RNA, 5909 nt
Organism: Ochotona curzoniae (black-lipped pika)
Lineage: Eukaryota; Metazoa; Chordata; Mammalia; Lagomorpha; Ochotonidae
Gene: TBC1D4
Product: TBC1 domain family member 4
Exons: 22
Coding region: 55-3945 (1296 amino acids)
Source: RefSeq, a predicted model, not a curated record